AUGGCACAGUACGCAUACGUUCUCCGCCCUGGUGGAAUCAUCUAUACGAUCAGUGAUGUGAAGGAUCUUCAUCUUUGGAUGGUGAAGCACUUAGACGCCCACCCUCUGUUUGUCAAGAUCCCCGAUGAGGAAUUGGUCGAUGACCCAGCGGUUGAGCACGUCCGGACUGCCACGGAAGAGGGUCAGAAGGUUGAGCGUAACAAGGGUGACAAGUACCUUGCAUGCUAUCGCAGGAUCACCGACGAUGAUUGA
Linnemannia hyalina is the source of this 252-nucleotide messenger RNA. The record is from the annotation of a GenBank genome assembly. Lineage: Eukaryota; Fungi; Mortierellomycota; Mortierellomycetes; Mortierellales; Mortierellaceae.